Messenger RNA from Adineta steineri, 993 nucleotides. The record is from the annotation of a GenBank genome assembly. Lineage: Eukaryota; Metazoa; Rotifera; Eurotatoria; Adinetida; Adinetidae.
AUGAACACCGCACGAUAUUAUCACACAGCAACCACAUUAACAAAUGGAUCAGUAUUGGUUACUGGUGGAGAUGGCGACAGUGGUUAUCUCAAUACCGCUGAAUUGUAUAAUCCAUCAACAGGCACUUGGACAACUACGGGAAGUAUGAAUGCCGCACGAGAGUGGCCCACAGCAUCCAUAUUAGCAAAUGGAUUAGUAUUAGUUGCUGGUGGAUAUGGCACCGGUAGUAGUUAUCUCAAUAGUGCAGAAUUGUACAAUCCAUCAACCGGUAAUUGGACAAUCACGGGAAACAUGAAUGCUCAACGAGAAUUUCACACAGCAUCCACAUUAGCAAAUGGGAAAGUAUUAGUUACUGGUGGAUACAACGCUGGUGGUUUUCUCAGUAUUGCUGAUUUGUAUAAUCCAUCAACAGGCACUUGGACAACCACAGGAAGCAUGAAUACCGCACGAUUGUAUGACACAGCAUGCACAUUAGCAAAUGGGUCCGUGUUAGUUACUGGUGGACAGAGCAGCAGUAGUAGUAGUAGUUAUCUCAAUAGUGCUGAAUUGUACAAUCCAUCAACAGGCACUUGGACAAUCACAGGAAGCAUGAAUGCCGUACGAUGUUAUCACACAGCAUCUACAUUAGCCAAUGGAUUAGUAUUAGUUGCUGGUGGAUAUGGCACUAGUAGUAGUUAUCUCAAUAGUGCUGAAUUAUACAAUCCAUCAACAGGCACUUGGACAAUCACAGGAAACAUGAGUUUUGCACGACGAUCUCAUAUAGCAUCCACAUUAUCAAACGGAUCAGUACUAGUUGCUGGUGGACAGACGAGCGGUGGUGGUUUUCUCAGUAGUGCUGAAUUGUACAAUCCAUCAACAGGGAUUUGGACAACCACAGGAAGCAUGAAUGCCGCACGUAUUGAUCACACAGCAUCCAUAUUAGCAAAUGGAUCAGUAUUAGUUGCUGCUGGAUUCAACGGCAGUGUUAAUCUCAAUAGUGUUGAAAUUUAUUAA